Tupaia belangeri chinensis (Chinese tree shrew) is the source of this 4070-nucleotide messenger RNA. RefSeq names its product MyoD family inhibitor domain containing (gene MDFIC). Gene Ontology annotation, biological process: positive regulation of viral transcription; negative regulation of DNA-templated transcription. The record is from RefSeq and is a predicted model, not a curated record. Gene Ontology annotation, molecular function: transcription factor binding. Gene Ontology annotation, cellular component: cytoplasm; nucleus. Lineage: Eukaryota; Metazoa; Chordata; Mammalia; Scandentia; Tupaiidae.
GCCAGCUGGGCUCCCCGGCCCAGGAAAAAUGUGAUAAAGAAAGUACCAAGAGAGAGAUAACUCAAGCUACCAAUAGCCUAUUCACACAUGAAGAGAUGGAAGAUCAGUCCAUUUGGGGAAAUCCUUCUGAUGGUGAACUCAUCAGAACCCAACCUCAGCGCUUGCCUCAGCUUCAGCCUUUAGUACAGGAAUCAAGUGAGGAGGAAAUAGGCAAGAUAAAGAAUGGCCACACAAGUCUGAGCAAUGGAAAUGGAAUUCCCCAUGGGGCCAAACAUGUAUCCGCAGAUCACCGCAAACUCUCAGCACCUGUUUCUCAAAAAAUGCAUAGAAAAAUCCAGUCCAGCUUGUCUGUAAACAGCGAUAUCAGUAAGAAGAGUAAAGUGAAUGCUAUCUUUUCCCAAAAGACAGGCUCUUCACCUGAAGAUUGCUGUGUCCACUGUAUCCUGGCGUGCUUGUUCUGUGAAUUCCUGACCCUCUGCAAUAUUGUCCUGGGACAAGCUUCGUGUGGCAUCUGCACGUCAGAAGCCUGCUGCUGUUGCUGUGGAGACGAGAUGGGGGAUGACUGUAACUGCCCCUGUGAUAUGGACUGUGGCAUCAUGGAUGCCUGUUGUGAAUCAUCAGACUGUUUGGAAAUCUGUAUGGAAUGCUGUGGAAUUUGUUUUCCUUCAUAAAUAUUUAUCUUUUGUUUGCGUUAAAACUGGAGAGUAUUUUAAAUUUUUUCUUGUAAUGGGAAAGAAAAGCACAUAGUAAGAUUCUCAUGAGGUGACAUGGUAUUUGCACUGUUAACUCAUUAUUUUAAGUAAUCUCUGAAAGCCUUUCUUCUCUAACUAAAUCCACAUGGUUUAAUAUGUGAAAUUUUAACUAUUUAGUGUUUUAAACUUCUUACUAGUUUACAAUAACUUAGGGACAUUCUGACACCCCCCCCCAAUGUUAAAUGUUUCCUCCUUUUUAUUUGUAUCUCUGUUUCUUAAUCUUUGAGAGCACCAUGCCUCAAAUAUAUUAUUUUUCAGUGGGUAUUCAAACCAGACCAUUUAUUUUUUAUGUUUAUCUCUUAAUGACUAAAAGUAAGCAUUCUUUAUUUUAAAGUAAACUUUGGGAAACAAAUUCCAUCCACAGGAGUUUGCACUUGAGCAGAGAAAUGAGACCUGUAAAGAAUGAACCAUGUCACAAGGCAUACUGAAGUGAGAAUUCCAAGAGAGAGAAAUCCAAAAGGCCAUAGAAAUACCCAGAAAAGAGCUACCAGAAUAUUCAGGAAGGCAUCAAAGGAGAAGUGGCAUUUGAGAAGGCCUCUUAGAAUAACUGAUUCAUCUGUUACUUAAAUAUUUUGACUUGGGACAAAGUUUUAGGUGGUCAAACUGAACUAUAUAUGUGCUUAGCCAGUUCAAAGAAAAAUGCCUUCAGCAUAUUUUUUUUCCUUGCAGAAAUAUAGCUUUUUAAAAAUGAUUAAUUUAAAUGAACUACAAAUAUUAUUUUCUUAUACAUAAUUUAAAUGUUAUGAUGAAAUUCAUGACAGAAACUGAAUGCCUUAUGAAAAUAACUGUAUUUUACAAAGAAUAUGGGAUAGUUUUGAUAAAUUCUAUUUGAAUUUGGAAAAUUUUUAAUAUUAAAAUCUCUGCACUUGGUUUUGAUUUAGUCAAAGACUUUUUUUUAAAAUUUUGACAUCUUUAAGUCUUUUGGAGGCGGUAUAUUUGUUUGGGUUUGUUUCUUAACUGAUAGUCUAUUUUAUAAACACAGCUAAUCUUCAAAGCAAAUCAUUCUUUCCAAUGCACUGGGCAUCUAGAAUUCAGUACUGUGAACAAAUUCCAGCUUUACAAUUUUGUGUUAAAUUAAGCCAACUUCGUAGGUUGUAAAGAUUCUUAAAUUUAAAUGAAUUACCAAGACUAACAAUAUCGCUAUUGAGACAUGGAGACUGUGAUUCAGAUGAAAGGGAAAGGACGUUUUCAUACUAUGUGCUCUUCUACUGAGUGGAUCUCUCCAAAAUUCUAAUUUGGCUUGAUUUAAUGUAAUUUCUUAUGGAAAAUUUGUAACUAUACUUUGGAAUGAAUAGCUAUAUUUAAUUCUGGCUGAAUACAAACUGAUAGAACAACAAAAAGCAUAUUUUUGAAAGCCCUAUCAAACCUAAGACAUGUUUAACCUAAAACGUAGAAAUGUCACCUACAGUUUUUGCUUUGAGAUUAAACCUAGUUUUUAGUUGUAUCUUACUUAAAGGGUUUACAAAAUUAAAAAGUUAGCAAACUCUCAAAUUCCCCCUUUAGUACUAUUUAUACACACACACACACACACACACACACACACACACAUACACCCUUUCCAUGGUUGGGUUUAAAUAAAAUUCUAGUAAUGCCUUUUGUCUUCCUCUUCUAAAGUUUAUCUUUAAUUUGUUCCACCAGACAUAAGAAAACCUUUGCACAAUUUCACAGUAACUACAAUCUGAAUGUUUCCAUAUACCCAGAGUUGAUGUACAUGUAUAUAUUAGGAUGUAAGCAUAUCAUCUGUUUAUAAACAUAUAAAGCCUCCUAAUGACCUAAAUUUGUUAGAAUAUCUGACUAUUAAUCCAGAAAAAAUUUUCAGUCAAAUGAUUUGUCUAAUUUUUAAAUAUGGUCUGCUACUUUUUUGUGAUAAGAAUAUAAGUACAUUUAAAAUAAUGUUUCUCUGUAAUAGAGAACAUUAAUGGAUACCAGGAUUUUGUUUUUGUGUUUAUAUUUGCAGUAUUUCUCCUCUGUUGUUUCCAAGCAGUCAUCUUGUAUAAUUAAAAAGAAAAGUAGGCAAAUGUGAAAGUAGUUCCAAUAUUUUUUUAGAAUUUCUUUAUGUAAAAUGUUUUGUUGAAGUAUAUGACCAGCAUGAGAAUUUAGUUAUAGAUUUGCUCUCCUUUUAAAUGUGGAAUCUUACUCAAAUGUUUUCAAACUGGACUUGUAUUAUCCUGAGUACACUAUUUUGAAAUUAAAAAGGAAAUGACUUAUUUAUUGUAUAUUAGCAUACUUUCCUAUCUAAUUGAUGUAUUAGUUGAUUUAUAUAUGAAUGAGGGUUUUCUUUAUACAUCUCUUUCUAAAGAUUUCUUGGUCUCCUUAUAUAAGUCAGAUGACUCAUGCCCAUAAAUUAGCUAUGAAAGAUAUAGACCAAUUUAUAGUGUAAAUCAUGACUUCAAAACAUAGUGCUCUUUUAAAAAUCCAAAAUAUGUCAAAGCACAAGCUUUAUAGAUUUUUUAGUAAAUUGGUUUCACUUAUUUAUUUUGGAAUUAUAUCUCAACUUAUAAAAAUUAAAGUAACUUUUUAAAGAUAUGCUCAGAUUGAACAUGAAGUUAAAAAUGCUCAAGAUCAAUGAAAUUUAGUUUAUUGAAUUUUUACAUAACACUAACUCACCAGAAGUAUUCUUAUUUUGUGUUUUUAGUGGCAUAAUUUUUGGAAAUGUCUUACAGUUAGUAUGUAACUAAAAUAAUACACAAUGCCUUUAUUUAGUAGAAGGCUUUUUAUUUAGAAAAAAAAUAUUUUUGUGUUCUUACAGUGAAUCAACUGCAUCUAUUUUUCUCACCCGAAUAGUCAGUAUUAUUUGAGCAGUUCAAGGAGUAACCAAGGCAACCUUAUGUAAUAACUUUCCAUUCCUUAUCCAUACACACUCUAUCAGUGCCCUAGAUUCUAAUGUUAUAAACGUCAAACGUCGCUGCUUACCAUAAAUAAGACUCGAGUCCAGAGACUCUGUGACUUGCCUUCUAGAAUUCUAGUUAAAUACUAGAUUUACCUGCUGCCUAAUGAAUAAGUUUAUUUAUUAAUGAGAUUAUUUUUCAAAUUAUUCAAGACCCUUAUGCCCCUUCCAAUUAUUUUUGAUUUUUAGCCCUGUAGGAUUGUUGCAUCUAAACUGACAGUCCAGAUAAAACGUAAUCAAAUACAAUAAUACUUAUUUUUCUCUUCCUUUUAUACUUAUAAAGUAAAGCAUGCAAUUAACAAUGGUUAAUAUUGGUAGGAUUUAUUCCACACUUACUUUUUGUAUUGUUAUUUAAUGAUUAAGUAUUGUAAGGAAGCCCUUUCAAUCCUUUGUCUCUAUGUGCCCCUAUAAACAAUAAAAUAUACAGUGUA